Molecule: messenger RNA, 3555 nt
Organism: Cornus florida
Lineage: Eukaryota; Viridiplantae; Streptophyta; Magnoliopsida; Cornales; Cornaceae
Product: receptor-like protein EIX2
Exons: 1
Coding region: 412-3393 (993 amino acids)
Molecular function (GO): protein binding
Source: RefSeq, a predicted model, not a curated record
CUAUUCUCUUCUUGGAAUAUGGCAAUGUAUAAUCACUUCUAUUGAAAUCCUAAGGUUCACAUCAUACCAUGUCCAGACGGCUACUUCAUCACAUCAACACAGCUUGAGCCUUUCUUUUAUGCUUUCAUAGAACUGUGUCCAACUCAUGAGUCAUGACCACUAGCAUAAAGUCAUUAACCACUUAUUUAUUGGGUCAAGUACAGUAACUCCAGCAUCCCAUCACAUAUGUUGGGCAAAAUGGCUAUUUAUAUCACCCGCUAUAAGAGCAGAACAUAUGAUUUCAAUGAAAUCUUCAAAAUAGAUACUCUAGUCCAAAUUGAUUUGUUGUUGAAUAACAACAAAUAGUUAUCAUCUUUUUGCGGUGAGAGUGUUGCAUAGUUGCAUUCCACGCGUACUCUUGCAUUUCCAGGCAUGGGUAUGAAGAGUGGCUUCCUUCUUCAACUUCUCUUUCUCAUCCUUCUGUCAGGCUUGUCAUACCUUGACACCAUUAAACUAGGCUACUGCUCUGGCAGUACCAGAGUAGGUUGCAUAGAAAUUGAGAGGAAAGCACUUCUCAAGUUCAAAGAAGGUCUCACGGAUCCCUCACGCCGACUCUAUACUUGGGUUGGAGAAGAUUGUUGCCAAUGGAAAGGAGUGAGCUGCAGCAACAGCACUGGACACGUCGUGCAGCUCAAACUCGACAACCCAUUUCCAGAUAGUUUUGAUACCCCACUGGGCGGUGAGAUCAAUCCUUCUUUACUUGAUUUGAAAUAUUUGAAUUACCUUGACUUGAGCAACAACAACUUUGGAGGAAUUCAAAUUCCUGACUUCAUUGGAUCACUCGGUGAGUUGAGAUAUCUCAAUCUUUGCAGUGCAUCCUUUGACGGGACAAUCCCUCCAAGUCUUGGCAACCUUUCAAGCUUGCGUUAUCUUGAUCUCAAUUCAAAUUUUGUUGAAUCAAUUGAGAACCACCUUCAUUGGCUCCAGAGUCUUUCAUCUUUGGAGUACCUUCACUUGGGAGGUGUGGACCUUCACAAAGCGGCAGCUUAUUGGCUUCAAACUAUCAAUAUGCUUCCUUCACUUUCCGAGUUGCACCUGCCCCAAUGUCAGCUUUCCCAACUUCCACUCUCCCUACCCUCCUUUGUUAAUCUCACAUCCCUUUUGGUGCUUGACCUCUCCUACAAUGGUUUCAACUCCACAAUACCCCACUGGCUGUUCAAUCUUACUAUCCUUACAAGUCUUGAUCUCCAGUCCAACAAUCUUUACGGUGAGCUUCCAGAUGAAUUUGCCAAGUUAACUUUCCUCCAAAGCCUUGAUUUGUCCCAAAAUUCUUACAUUGGAGGUAAGUUAUCAAAAAGCAUGGGAUAUCUCUGCAAUUUGAAGACAUUGAGACUUUCGAUCAAUGAAAUCACGGGUGAGAUAGCUGAAUUCAUCAAUGCUUUAUCUCAUUGCACCAACAGCAGCUUAGAAACACUGCAUCUGGGAUACAACAAGUUGACUGGCUAUCUGCCUGAUUCAUUAGGCCAUCUAAGCAACUUACGCUAUCUUCAACUCUGGCAAAAUGAGUUCAGAGGUUCGAUUCCAAAUUCCAUUGGAAACUUGACAUCCUUGGAGGAAUUGUACCUAUCGGACAAUCAAAUGAGUGGUCCCAUCACCGAAAGUCUCGGGCAACUGGCAUCACUGCUUGUGUUGGACCUCUCUGAGAAUUCAUGGGAAGGUGCUGUCAUAACAGAAGCUCAUCUGGUCAAUCUCUCAAGUUUAAAGGAGGUAUCAAUCAACAAACAAUCUCCAAAUAUUUCCAUGGUUUUCAACAUCAGUUCAGAUUGGAUUCCUCCUUUUAAACUCACUGUCAUCGACAUCCGAUCAUGCCAAUUGGGUCCCAGAUUUCCAGCUUGGCUUAAAAAUCAAAAUGAGCUGAAAACCCUGGUACUUAACAAUGCCAGAAUUUCAGACACCUUCCCUGAUUGGUUUUGGAAGUUGAAUUUGCUGCUUGAUAGACUUGAUGUAGCUUAUAAUAACUUAAGCGGCAAGUUGCCAAACUCAUUACCAUUCACUGACCUAUCCAUUGCCGAUGUGAGUUCAAACCGCUUUGAGGGACCUCUGCCGAUUUGGUCUUCUAAUGUAGCUGCACUGUAUCUGAGGGAUAACUUUUUCUCUGGACCAAUUCCUCAUGAGAUUGAAAAAAUGCCCCAUCUGACAGACCUAGAUAUCUCUUGGAACUCUCUAAGUGGAAGCAUUCCCCUGUCCAUAGGUAAUCUGAAAGCUUUGAAUACCCUAGUCAUCUCAAAUAAUCGUUUAUCAGGAAGAAUUCCAGAGUUUUGGAAUAAUUUACCAGAUUUGUACAUUGUAGAUUUGUCAAACAACAAACUCUCUGGUACAAUUCCGAAAUCAUUAGGUUCUCUAAGCAACCUCAAGUUCUUAACACUCAGUGGAAAUGAUCUUUCAGGCAAACUCCCUUCCACCUUGAGAAAUUGCACUAUCAUAGAAAGCCUUGAUCUUGGUGACAACAGAUUGUCUGGAAACCUUCCAACUUGGAUAGGAGAAAGCAUGCAAUCUUUAUUAAUUCUCCGUGUGCAGAAUAAUUCCUUUAGUGGAAGCAUUCCUCCACAAAUUUGUAGCCUAUUUACCCUUCACAUAUUAGAUCUUUCCCAGAAUAAGCUGUCAGGACUGAUACCUUCCUGUUUUGGUAAUCUGACUGGCUUUAAAACAGAGUUCACAGCAGAAGAUGCUGUAAGAUAUGAAGGGCAUCUGAAGGUGGUUACGAAAGGAAGAAUUCUUGAAUAUAAUUCUACCCUUUACCUCGUUAAUAGUGUAGACCUCUCACAAAAUGAUUUAUCGGGGGUGAUUCCUAAAGAAUUAACAAGCCUCUCCAAACUGGGCACGUUGAACUUAUCCAUGAAUCACUUGACAGGAAAAAUACCGGAGAGAAUUGAAAACUUGGAAAGGUUAGAAACCCUUGACCUCUCAAAGAACAAACUUUCAGGACCUAUUCCACCGAGCAUGGCUUCUCUGACCUUUUUGAAUCACUUGAACCUGUCAUAUAACAAUUUGUCAGGUAAAAUUCCCACAAGCAAUCAGUUCCAAACCUUCAAUGAUCCAUCAAUUUAUGAGGGUAACCUUGGUCUUUGUGGGCUUCCACUAGCAACCAACUGCACUGACAACAAUGAGACGUCUCAUUUUCCUGAAUACGAAGAUAGAGACACAGAUGAUGGAGACAAAUUUGAAAAGCUGUGGUUGUACCUUAGUGUAGUAUUGGGAUUCUUCACGGGAUUCUGGGGAGUUUUUGGUACUUUAAUAAUCAAGAAAAGUUGGAGAGAUGCCUAUUUCAAUUUCCUUCUCGGAAUGAAAGAUAAACUCUCGCAAAGGUCUCAUCAGAUAUUGCAUUUUCUGCAUAGGAAUGUUUUUGGAGCUUAAAAAAGUUGUCGAAGAAAACUGGAAGAAAGAUGAGUGUUCUCUAAAAAAUAGAUCAUAUCCUACUUUUUGUAAGCUAUCCUGUAAUAAAAUAAUGCAACAAUAUAAUAAUAUUGUUACAAUCUUGAUUAGUCCCUCUGUCCAAAAACGAUGUUCUGUUUUGUU